Messenger RNA from Belonocnema kinseyi, 3546 nucleotides. RefSeq lists its product as uncharacterized. The record is from RefSeq and is a predicted model, not a curated record. Lineage: Eukaryota; Metazoa; Arthropoda; Insecta; Hymenoptera; Cynipidae. The transcript is spliced from 10 exons. The coding region runs from base 1 to 3546 and encodes 1181 amino acids.
AUGACUUCGAUGGAUGGUCGUCAUCUUGCGUGUGCUUCAGUCAAGUUGCUUCAACUCAUAGGCAUUCCAUUUUACUACACCAAAUGUGUAGAGCAGUAUAGAAAAGCGGGUUAUUCGGAGGAUUCGGACUAUACGUCAGAUUUGAACUACCCAGUAGGUGGACAAGGCGCAAACAGUUCUGCAUCGCAAUUUAGAACCGCAGCCAACCAGCUAGCAACGCCUCAACGAUCGCUCGAAACUUCUAGAGAGAACAGCUACGAGAGAGAUGAUCAUCAGAUACCAGGAACUGUGGGUGGCCGACUAGCUCCGGUUGUUUACAGUGGGUAUAGUAGAGGCCAUAGUCCGCGGUAUGAUGAACCUUAUCCUGAGGAAGUCCCUCGUCAAAGGUGUUCUGCACAACAAAUCGCAGAGUCUUCUGAGCCACUAUUUUACAAUAGCAGACCAAGACAUCACAAGGAAUACAGUCAAGAUGGUUGGUACAGCGAAGACUUUUACGAUUAUCAUGGAACGAGAAACGACGAGUCGAGGCUUUACAGUGAUACGGAGUAUUAUCCAAGUACAACUACAAGCUCGUCCUCAAGAAGAAAAGGUCCUUAUAGAAGACCGUCUUUGGAAAGGCAAACGACUUUGUACGAUGAUCACUCUUAUUAUGAUAGCUACGUUGGCAAUGGAAGAGUUGGAAAAAUGAGUGCAACUUAUCCGGAAUGUCAAACGGACAUAGGAUAUAAUAAAUGCUACGAUAAUAUUACGGGAUACAUGUUCCAAAAUGAAAGAUAUGGGCAAGAUGAUGAAGACAGACAAUGGGAUAGUGGAGGGAAAUGGCUCUCAGGAUCCAACACAUAUUACGAAAAUAAAAGAAAUAGAAAAACGCUUCCACAGAGGCCUGCUUCUAGUAUUGGCAUUCACAGGCCUGAUUACAGACCUGCUGUUACCAGACAACGUAGCUACGAGUCCGAAGAACUCGAUUAUAGCAGCCAAAGUUCCCGCCACCGGAAAAUGUUACAGCGUUCCUUUUCACGGCAGGAAGGAACUGGUAAAAAACUACCCCCAACCCCUUCAAAGCCGAAUAGCGUCAUUCUCGGGCGCAAACCUGCCUCUCUUCCCGCGACCCCCGGAAGACAACUGCCACGAACGAGAACUCCUUCCGAGGAAAGUUACUAUAAGCCUGAGUACAACGAGGAUUACAAUCACGCUUACCGAAGUGAAGACAACCUUCAACAGGACACCUUCACUGAUAGCGUUUAUCCCGAACAGAUCUAUAAUCAAUCUCAUAUCACUAGAUCAGUGCCAGAUAAUCAGUACGUACCUGAUCAUUUCUUACCUCAGAUGACGGAUCAGUAUGGCCAAAGCUACAUGGAUCCUCCGACAAAGGACCUCUACAUCGAAGAACAGCUAUACGCACAUAACUCGUACAAGGAUGCUUAUCAGCCCUUCGUAGAAACGAAUUCACAAAUUUAUCAGGAGCCUUAUGAAGAUACAACAUAUCCAAAAAUUAGUGCAGCUAACGAUCAUUUCGAAAAAACACAAGAUAUUGUCACUGAUAACUACCAGUCCCUGGACUAUGACCAAGGCAGUAUUGAGCAAUUAUCAACUCAACAAUCUCUAGCUGGUCAAAAUCUAAAAUCGCAAUCACAGCUAACAUCGCAAUUGCAUCUGAAUCAAUCACAUCUAACUCAACCUUAUCUAUCAACUCAAGCACAAGUAACAACCCAAUAUCAACAAGACUAUAAACUAGAAUCUUUUACAGAUGUAUAUACAGAUUACACAAUCCCCGAUUCGAAAAGUGUCUACGAUCAGAAUAACGUCUUAAAUUGUGAUCCUUAUGAGCAAAAUUUAUACGAUAAAAAAUACGAUGUUGUCACCUCCGACCACUACCAGGAAACCUAUUCGCAAUCCUAUGAUCAGCCUGUUGUUUCGGCUCCCAAAGAAGUUUACAGUGAAUCAUAUGGUACUCAGGAGACUUAUCAAGAGUCCUACGAAAAAACAGAUUAUCAAGACGAUAUUCCUUACAGCAAAGAAGAAGACGCGACUGACUAUAAGAAUGAUUAUCAGAGUCAGUAUAAAGAUCAAGACCAGUACCAAAACAAGGAUCAGUACCAAAUUGAAGAUAAGUACCAAAGUCAGGAUCAGUAUCAAGAUCAAGACCAGUAUCAGUACCGAGAGCAGUAUGAUGAGUCCUAUCAAGAUUCAUACCAGGGUUCGUUUGAGGAAUACAGCAAAGAUCUAGCCAGCAGCGAGAGGAGGAAAAGCGAAGUGCCUGAAUUGUCUGUUACUACGCCCAGGGGUCAGACAAAAACUAAUGGUUAUCCUUCCAAAGAGUCCGAGUAUUUCUACCCCUGUCAAGAAAAGCUCGAAAUUUCUUUAACCGCAGCAGCGAGACGGAAGAAACUUGGAAAACGUGAUAAUAGUCCUUUGUUCCAACAGAAUACUGAUUCUUUAGAGUCGAGGGAUGAUGAAUUUAAAGAUUCUUUUGAAACUGCUGUGAGUUCCGUAAGUAGUAGUCAACCAAGGAAAGCGUAUUCUGAGUAUUCAACUGCUUGUGAAUCAAGUCCUGCUCCAGUUACUUUAGUCGAAUCGCCGCCAGGCUGUAAUCCAAUUUCGAGUAUGAUGAACCAUGUUGCUAAUCAUAUUAGCACCGUUACUACCUCAGCAUCGGUUCACCCUUCUAUCAGCACGAACGAAAAACGUCUUUCUAGAACCAAUUCUUAUCAGGAGGAGAUAAUCGAGGAUGAGUAUCCUGAAAUUAUUCCGAGUGAUCCUCAGAGGAAGGAUUCACAGAUGUCUCAUCAGAGUCAGAUGUCUCAUCAAAGCCAACUUAGCCAGCAUUCAUCUCAACAAUCUCAAAAGCCGAAACUUAUGCGCGGAGAGUCAUAUGUUUCUGAUAAUUACUCUGAAGAUGGGUAUACGGAUAGAAGGGAUUCUUAUGCACAACAAAGGAAGGAAUCAUAUUCUUCAACUACCCAAGAAGGUUUUAAACCGCCUCUUCAAAGGACUGAUUCUUACCAAACCAGGGAACUUGGUGGUGGUAGAGCUAGUGGUUAUGGGCAGAAUUUCACGACUCCUCAGCCAAUCUCGAGGGCUGAGAGCUAUAAAAGAGGAUAUUUUAAGGAUCAAGACUCAAUAGAUAAGCCAGAAAUCUCGCUGAGCAAUGCUGUUAAUGGAGACUAUAAAAUGAGGGAUGAAACUCUUGAAAGAUAUGAGCGAGGAGAAGAAGCCUUGUCAAGAGCCACUCGGGAAAACUCGUUGGUGGAACCUUACAAAGGAACUCCACCUUCUGGUAGUCCAAGAGGUAGUAUAACCAAACAAGCCUCUUUGGAUGAAAGUGUCCAAAUGGACACUCCUCCGAGGAGUCCUCCUGAACCUCUGCCCGAUGAAAAACUCCUGGAGAUGGUGGGGCCAGCUCCAAUUCCGACACAACUCAAGGAAAGACCUGAAAUGACUGCGAAACAAAGAUGGAUCUGGGCCUACAAUAAAAUCAUCCUGCAGCUAAACAGCAAAAGACAAUCUAUAAGGCGACAAUAUGUCCAAUUUUGUAAAAUUAGGUAA